Topomyia yanbarensis is the source of this 1236-nucleotide messenger RNA. RefSeq names its product guanine nucleotide-binding protein subunit gamma-1-like. Bases 261 to 473 code for a protein of 70 amino acids. Gene Ontology annotation, biological process: G protein-coupled receptor signaling pathway. NCBI's taxonomy places the organism in Eukaryota, Metazoa, Arthropoda, Insecta, Diptera, Culicidae. Gene Ontology annotation, cellular component: heterotrimeric G-protein complex. The record is from RefSeq and is a predicted model, not a curated record. The transcript has a single exon. Gene Ontology annotation, molecular function: G-protein beta-subunit binding.
CUUGUUUCAGCUGUCAGAACGAAUUUUUCGUACAGCCAUUUUUCCAUUCGCAGUUACAAUCGACGUGAUUUUUACGUGUUUAAUUGUUAAAACAAAAUAAAGACGUGUGUUUAGUUACGAAUCUAUUUACGAGCGAAGGUACAAAACGGUUGUGAAUACGUUUCCGCACAGCGCCUAGUUGUUGCAUCAAGGAAAUUUAAUUACGCUAGUUGCCGUGCCAGCGGAAACCUUUCACCAUAGGGCUAUCAGAGACGGCCGUAAUGGACAUAAUGGCUUCUAACCUCCAGCAGCAACGGGCCAUUACAGAGCAGUUGAGACGUGAGGCCGCGAUCCAUCGGGUCCCGGUUACACAAGCAGUUGCCGAUAUUGUUAAGUACGUAACGGAGCAUGAAGCAGAAGAUUGCCUGUUGGUUGGAUUUUCCAGCCAGAAGGUAAAUCCGUUCCGGGAGAAAAGUUCCUGUCAAAUUCUGUAAAUCGAUCCGUUGUCACCCCGCCCAGCUGCGAGCUCACAUCAAGAAUGUUGAAUUGAGUCGAAUCUCAUCUGGAAAUAUUUAUUGGUGUCGUUCAUUACCGUGGGACAAUCGAAUCUCUGUCCUCUGUUGGCACUGACAUUGGUCGAUUGAACGGCGGGCGGGGACAAAGUAUGACGUCAAAUAUUUCUGUUCAUGUGUAUUUUUAUGGAUGUUUUAGAGGGAGAAUAUUACUAGAGGCAGAACUAUUACUAACAUACUAGGUAGAGAUCGCUUGGUGUCGUGGUAGAAAUAUACAAAUUCAGCUGAAAACAGGUAACUCGCCUUUAGGCGUUUAGAUGAACAUCUUUUUUUUUUAUUUUCAUCGGUUCUGAAAAGGGUCACGUUUUUCCAAAGAGCGUUUACCAAACAAUCCUACAAACAUAUGGCAAUAGUUUGGUCGCAAAUAAGUCCAUAUCAAAUGUAGAGCCGAAUCGAAGACGCUCGUAAAACCAAACUAAAAUUAGUAGUAACAACUUUUAUGGCAAAUAUUACAAUCUGGAAUUGCUUUGUAAUCGAACGUGGCCUAGCAAAUCAAGUUCGACGCCAACUAUUGAUACUAACACAAAUAUAUUAUAUUUAUUGAAUGUUAAAACUGGAAUAUCUACUGCUCGGGUGCGCGAAACAGUUCAAUGGUCAUAAGUCGAAAUAUAGCCCAAACAAGUGAACGAAAUGAUCGCGCCACGGAUGGGCAAUAAAUCAUAACCUAUUUAUGUAUGGUGUACAA